This is a messenger RNA of Malaya genurostris, 4430 nucleotides long. RefSeq names its product splicing factor 3B subunit 3 (gene Sf3b3). The transcript has 13 exons. Gene Ontology annotation, cellular component: U2 snRNP; nucleus. Bases 251 to 3898 code for a protein of 1215 amino acids. The record is from RefSeq and is a predicted model, not a curated record. Lineage: Eukaryota; Metazoa; Arthropoda; Insecta; Diptera; Culicidae. Gene Ontology annotation, molecular function: U2 snRNA binding; protein binding. Gene Ontology annotation, biological process: mRNA splicing, via spliceosome.
ACGUUUCAAUUUUUCCGGCUUCUGCUUGUUCACUCAUUUCUUUGAUAUUCGUCGGUAAGCGUGGAGUAGUUUCCGUAAAAGUUGCAAUUUGAGUAGAAAAAUUUGAGCUAUUUAAUUAAAAUGUGAUGAAAUUAGUCUCUUUUUUACGCAAAGACCUGACUACUGCUGCUAGAUCAAAUAUGUCGUCCGUUCUGUAGGAGAGACCGACCGUAGCAAACGAGCAACACGGAUAGGAAAAUAAAUUGUCAAAAUGUAUCUGUACAACUUCAUUCUACAGCGUGCUACCGGCAUAACCCACGCGGUUCAUGGCUGCUUUGCGGGAACCAAACAGCAGGAGAUUCUACUCUCGAAGGGUAAAAGCUUGGAGCUGGUCAGACCCGAUCCGAACACUGGCAAGGUGCACACGUUGCUACAGACGGAGGUUUUCGGUGUGAUUCGGUCAUUGAUGUCGUUUCGUUUGACCGGCGGAACGAAAGAUUACGCUGUCGUUGGUUCGGAUUCUGGUAGAAUAGUUAUUUUGGAGUACAAUGCUGCGAAGAAUCAGCUGGAGAAGGUACAUCAGGAAACGUUUGGCAAGUCGGGAUGUCGUCGCAUUGUGCCAGGGCAAUAUCUGGCCAUAGAUCCGAAAGGUCGUGCUGUAAUGAUUGGAGCAAUCGAGAAACAAAAAUUAGUCUACAUUCUCAAUCGAGAUUCGGAAGCUCGUUUAACGAUUUCCUCUCCUCUGGAAGCUCACAAAUCCAGCACUCUCACUUACCACAUGGUGGGCGUUGAUGUUGGGUUUGAAAAUCCCAUGUUCGCUUGUCUGGAGAUCGAUUACGAGGAGGCAGACUUGGAUCCGACCGGAGAGGUAGCAGCUAAAACGCAACAGACGCUAACGUUUUAUGAGCUGGAUCUUGGAUUGAACCACGUGGUUAGGAAGUACUCUGAGCCGUUGGAAGAACAUGCCAACUUUUUGAUAUCUGUUCCGGGAGGAAACGAUGGACCGUCCGGAGUGUUGAUCUGUUCCGAAAAUUAUUUGACGUAUAAGAAUCUGGGCGACCAACAUGACAUUCGGUGUCCGAUUCCCCGGCGGCGAAACGAUUUGGAUGACCCGGAACGAGGCAUGAUUUUUAUCUGCUCGGCCACACACAGGACUAAAUCGAUGUACUUUUUCCUGGUUCAAACCGAACAAGGUGAUAUCUUCAAAGUCACUCUGGAGACCGACGACGACGUUGUUUCGGAAAUUAAACUAAAAUAUUUCGAUACGGUUCCACCGGCAACGGCGAUGUGUGUAUUGAAAACCGGCUUUCUAUUCGUGGCUUGCGACUUUGGGAAUCAUUAUCUCUAUCAGAUUGCUCAUCUCGGCGAUGACGACGAUGAGCCCGAGUUCAGCUCGGCUAUGCCACUGGAAGAAGGUGACACAUUCUUCUUCGCUCCCCGGACACUGAAAAAUCUCGUUAUGGUCGAUGAAAUUCAUUCCUAUGCGCCAAUUCUGAGCUGCCAGGUGGCUGACCUGGCGAACGAAGAUACUCCGCAGCUGUAUUUGGCCUGUGGGCGUGGCCCACGUUCGUCAAUUCGAGUCCUACGGCACGGUUUGGAAGUGUCGGAGAUGGCAGUCUCCGAGCUACCCGGUAAUCCGAACGCUGUCUGGACUGUGAAGAAACGCGUGGAUGACGAGUUCGACGCGUACAUCAUCGUGUCAUUCGUCAACGCCACCCUGGUACUGAGCAUUGGUGACACGGUGGAAGAAGUGACGGACAGUGGGUUUCUCGGAACAACACCGACACUGUGCUGUUCGGCUCUUGGCGAUGAUGCCCUGGUGCAGGUCUAUCCGGAGGGAAUUCGGCACAUCCGAGCCGACAAACGAGUAAACGAAUGGAAGGCUCCCGGAAAGAAGACCAUUAUGAAGUGUGCCGUCAAUCAGCGCCAAGUGGUGAUUGCUUUGUCCGGCGGGGAGUUGGUGUAUUUCGAGAUGGAUCCGACCGGUCAAUUGAACGAGUACACCGAACGUAAGAAGAUGCCCAGUGAUGUGAUGUGUAUGGCGUUGGGUUCAGUGCCAGCCGGUGAGCAACGGUCCUGGUUUCUGGCGGUUGGUUUGGCAGAUAACACGGUUCGAAUCAUAUCGCUUGAUCCCAGCGAUUGUCUGUCGCCUCGUUCGAUGCAGGCUCUGCCCUCGUCAGCGGAAUCGCUUUGUAUUGUGGAAAUGGGAACGGGUGACACUACGGAAGAGGGAGCUGUGUCCACUGCGGGGUGUUUCUAUCUCAACAUUGGCUUGACCAACGGUGUACUGCUGAGAACGGUACUGGAUCCGGUAUCCGGCGAUUUGGCUGACACACGAACAAGAUACUUGGGUUCUCGCCCUGUGAAACUCUUCCGCAUCAAAAUGCAAGGCUCGGAAGCCGUACUGGCGAUGUCCAGUCGAACCUGGUUAAGCUACUACUAUCAAAACCGGUUCCAUUUGACACCGUUGUCCUACGAGACACUGGAAUAUGCCUCGGGUUUCUCGAGCGAGCAGUGCUCGGAAGGUAUUGUAGCAAUUUCGACGAAUACCUUAAGAAUUUUGGCACUGGAAAAGCUGGGAGCAGUGUUUAAUCAGAUCACAUUCCCGUUGGAAUACACACCGAAACGGUUCCUCAUUCACAACGAAACGGGAAAGUUGAUCAUCAGCGAAACCGAUCACAAUGCGUACACGGAAGAAACGAAAAACGUUCGCAAAAAGCAGAUGGCUGAUGAAAUGAGGGAAGCUGCUGGGGAAGAUGAACAGGAACUAGCCAACGAAAUGGCCGAUGCUUUCAUCAAUGAGGUACUGCCGGAGGAUACUUUCUCUUCGCCUAAGGCUGGCACGGGAAUGUGGGCUUCUCAGAUUCGAGUCAUGGACCCCAUCAAUGGACACACCUAUUCGAAGGUUCAGUUGGCUCAGAAUGAGGCCGUCAUGUCGAUGGCUUUGGUACGUUUUUCGGUCGAUCAGAAGUGGUACGUUGUGGCUGGUGUAGCGAAGGAUUUCCAGAUGAAUCCAAAGAUCGUCACGGGGGGGUUCAUCGAUGUUUACAAGUACGAUUAUCACACGCAUCAGUUGGAACAUUACCACCGGACUGAGGUUGACGAGGUUCCUGGUGCACUUUGUUCCUUCCAAGGACGACUGCUGUGUGGCGUCGGCCGCGUUUUGCGAAUAUACGACUUGGGCAAGAAAAAACUACUGCGUAAAUGCGAGAACAAACACAUUCCCAAUCAGAUCGUGAACAUUCUUUCCAUGGGAUCACGCGUAUUUGUUUCCGAUGUGCAGGAGUCCAUCUACUGCAUCAAAUACAAACGUACUGAGAACCAGUUGAUUAUCUUCGCCGAUGACACCCACCCACGAUGGUUGACCGCUUCGACACUGUUGGAUUAUGAUACGGUGGCAACGGCUGACAAGUUUGGAAACGUUGCCAUUCUGCGGUUGCCUCAUUCCGUGUCGGAUGAUGUGGACGAAGAUCCGACUGGAAACAAGGCCCUUUGGGAUCGUGGCUUACUUAACGGAGCUUCCCAGAAGGCGGAAAAUAUCUGCACGUUCCAUCUGGGAGAAACGAUUAUGUCCCUGCAGAAAGCCACACUCAUACCGGGAGGAUCCGAAUCACUGAUCUAUGCCACCAUGAGUGGUACGGUUGGGGCUCUGGUUCCGUUUACCAGUCGGGAGGAUUACGAUUUUUUCCAACAUCUGGAGAUGCACAUGCGCAACGAAAAUUCACCACUCUGCGGUCGCGAUCAUUUGAGUUUUCGCAGCUACUACUAUCCGGUGAAGAACGUGAUGGACGGGGAUCUGUGCGAACAGUUCACUUCGAUGGAUCCGGCCAAGCAGAAGAGUAUCGCCACCGAUCUGGGCCGAACGCCGAACGAGGUUGCGAAGAAACUGGAGGAUAUACGAACGCGAUAUGCGUUCUAAGCUCUGAGUCUUGAGAUUAGUAUUAUUACAAAAUGCAUUCUAUCUGCACGUACAUUUAAAAGUUUUCAGAUGUUGUGAUUCAACUGAAGGAUGUAUAAAUAAUUAUUAGCCAGUUUUAUCAAAUCGAAUGCGGAUACCCUUAUUUCACAAAGAUUCUACACGAAAUGAAGUAGAAAUCGAUUUGACACUAUAAAACACUGCAAAGCAGACCCAAGUGAAAAUGAUUUGGAGGAGUUGAUUAAAAUUUACUACUAUUUUCUGGAGAACUCUGCACUUAAAAAUUAGACAUCAAUUGGACUCAGAACCCAACCACUCUCGAUGUUUCUAGCAACCAUAACAAAGCAGACACCUCUCUGCGUCGUCGAGUUCACCUCUCCAUUUUCUUCGGCUAAGCAUUUCACGUUGUAGUGAAGAUUAUUUUUAUUUGAUAAGAACCAACCGAAAUCACACCAUCCAAUGUGUGUUGGUCAUAUAAAUAGUAGUGGUAGUAGUUAAGAGUGGCAAUAAAAAAACCCCAGCAUCCGCACAAAAA